GAGCCAAUGGCCCCGCGUGUCUGCUAGGAGAGGGCGGGCAGCGCCGCGGCGCGCGCGAUCCGGCUGACGCAUCUGGCCCCGGUUCCCCCAGACCAGAGCGGGGCCGGGAGGGAGGGGGAAGAGGCGAGAGCGCGCGUGCGCAUUGGCGCGGGGAGGAGCAGGGAUCUUGGCAGCGGGCGAGGAGGCUGCGAGCGAGCCGCGAACCGAGCGGGCGGCGGGCGCGCGCACCAUGGGGGAGAAACCCGGGACCAGGGUCUUCAAGAAGUCGAGCCCUAACUGCAAGCUCACCGUGUACUUGGGCAAGCGGGACUUCGUAGAUCACCUGGACAAGGUGGACCCUGUAGAUGGCGUGGUGCUUGUGGACCCUGACUACCUGAAGGACCGCAAAGUGUUUGUGACCCUCACCUGCGCCUUCCGCUAUGGCCGUGAAGACCUGGAUGUGCUGGGCUUGUCCUUCCGUAAAGACCUGUUCAUCGCCACCUACCAGGCCUUCCCCCCAGUGCCCAACCCGCCCCGGCCCCCCACCCGCCUGCAGGACCGGCUGCUGAGGAAGCUUGGCCAGCAUGCACACCCCUUCUUCUUCACCGUGAGGAUGCCCCUGCCCUCUGAGGGCCAGGGGCUGGGCUGGGACUGUUGUCUGGGGGUGGGGAUACCCCAGAAUCUUCCAUGCUCUGUCACACUGCAGCCAGGACCAGAGGACACAGGGAAGGCCUGCGGUGUAGACUUUGAGAUUCGAGCCUUCUGUGCUAAGUCACUAGAAGAGAAAAGCCACAAAAGGAACUCUGUGCGGCUGGUGAUCCGAAAGGUGCAGUUCGCCCCAGAGAAACCCGGCCCCCAGCCUUCAGCAGAAACCACACGCCACUUCCUCAUGUCUGACCGGUCCCUGCACCUGGAGGCUUCCCUGGACAAGGAGCUGUACUACCAUGGGGAGCCCCUCAAUGUAAAUGUCCACGUCACCAACAACUCCACCAAGACCGUCAAGAAGAUCAAAGUCUCUGUGAGACAGUACGCCGACAUCUGCCUCUUCAGCACUGCCCAGUACAAGUGUCCUGUGGCUCAACUCGAACAAGAUGACCAGGUAUCUCCCAGCUCCACGUUCUGUAAGGUGUACACCAUAACCCCGCUGCUCAGUGACAACCGGGAGAAGCGGGGUCUCGCCCUGGAUGGGAAACUCAAACACGAGGACACCAACCUGGCUUCCAGCACCAUCGUGAAGGAGGGUGCCAACAAGGAGGUGCUGGGAAUCCUGGUGUCCUACAGGGUCAAGGUGAAGCUGGUGGUGUCUCGAGGCGGGGAUGUCUCUGUGGAGCUGCCUUUUGUUCUUAUGCACCCCAAGCCCCACGACCACACCCCCCUCCCCAGACCCCAGUCAGCACCCAUCCCCACACCCCCUCUUCCCGUCCCCCCAGCCGCUCGAGAGACAGACGUCCCUGUGGACACCAACCUCAUUGAAUUUGAUACCAACUAUGCCACAGAUGAUGACAUUGUGUUUGAGGACUUUGCCCGGCUUCGGCUGAAGGGGAUGAAGGAUGACGACUAUGAUGACCAACUCUGCUAGGAAGCGGGGCAGGAAGAAGGGAGGGGAUGGGGUUGGGAGAGGUGAAGGCAGGACCAAGAUCCCCACUGUCACCAGGGGAUUGUCCCAGCCUCUCUUCCCUUCCCCUCCACCUGGAAGCUUCUUCAACCAACCCCUUCACACUCUCCCCCGCACCCCCCAUGAUACGCACUGGACCCUCUCUUGCUGAAUGUGGGCAUUAAUUUUUUGACUGCAGCUCUGCUUCUCCAGCCCCGCAGUGGGUGGCAAGCUGUGUUCAUACCUAAAUUUUCUGGAAGGGGACAGUAAAAAGAGGAGUGACAGGAGGGAAAGAGGGAGACAAAACUCCCACUCAACCUCACACCAACACCUCCCAUGAUCACUCUGUCUGCCCCCAUUCCUUCACGAGGAGACCCUUUGUGGACAAGGCUGUUUCUUUGUUUCUGAGCAUAAAGAAAAAAAUAAAUCUUUUACUAAGCAUGA
Rhinopithecus roxellana (golden snub-nosed monkey) is the source of this 2017-nucleotide messenger RNA. It is a transcript of the gene ARRB2, whose product is annotated as arrestin beta 2. Lineage: Eukaryota; Metazoa; Chordata; Mammalia; Primates; Cercopithecidae. Gene Ontology annotation, biological process: positive regulation of ERK1 and ERK2 cascade; G protein-coupled receptor internalization; signal transduction. Gene Ontology annotation, cellular component: cytoplasm. Gene Ontology annotation, molecular function: angiotensin receptor binding. The coding region runs from base 230 to 1558 and encodes 442 amino acids. The transcript is spliced from 15 exons. The record is from RefSeq and is a predicted model, not a curated record.